Physcomitrium patens is the source of this 1372-nucleotide messenger RNA. RefSeq lists its product as uncharacterized. The record is from RefSeq and is a predicted model, not a curated record. Gene Ontology annotation, molecular function: Hsp90 protein binding. NCBI's taxonomy places the organism in Eukaryota, Viridiplantae, Streptophyta, Bryopsida, Funariales, Funariaceae.
UUCUGUGCUCGCUCACUCUCUCUCUCGCUUUUGCUUUGCUCUGUGCUCAUCAGAUUCUCGUCUCUGCCGCCGUUGCCGCUCCCCUUUCUCUUCCCGCAUCGCUUCUCUUUACUCUUGUUCCUCUCAUUCCCUGUCUACUUCUUUUAUUUUUUUUUGUUUUUGUUUUAUUUUUGUUUACUAGUGUACUGAAGUUUCUUUCCAUGGAGCCCGCUCCAGCUUCCUUGAAAGACCAAGGCAAUGCCUGUUUCAAGGCCGGCAAUUAUCUCAAGGCCGCUGCUCUCUACACUCAGGCUAUCAAAUUAGACCCGGAAAAUCCUGCUCUCUACAGCAACCGAUCGGCUGCUUUUCUGAACUUGAUGAAGUUAACCAAGGCUCUCGCGGACGCAGAGACGACGAUAAAAUUGAAGCCCACUUGGGAGAAGGGUUUCUUCAGGAAAGGAAGUGCCUUGGAGGCUAUGGAACGCUAUGACGAGGCUUUGGCUACGUAUCGAGAAGCUUUGGCUCAAAACCCUAGCAGUUCUGAAGUUGCUACUAAAGUCAAAAGGCUAACCCAAAUAGUGCGAGAUAAAAAGCGAAGUCAGCAGGACAAGAAAGGAGUGGAGUCGAAUGGGUCUUCAGAUGUGUCUCAGCCUGAUGCCCAACGACUAGAUGGGGUUGUGGAUGGGGCACUUCCUCCAAGUACUUCAGAUGAAAUACGAAAAUUUGCCAAAGAAACUGUUGCAUUAGCCUUGAAAGAGUGGAAUGAUAAAAAUGGAACAGUAGAUGCUAAUGUCCGUUUGUGCCUGGGGAAAGAUGCGACUAAGGAAACUGUACCCAAUGUCGCUGUUGAAAAGGCAUUUGAAUCCCCCGACACUUUAAACAGUUGUGCGGGAUUCUUGCGACAGUAUGUUGUUGAAUCAUCCGCAACGGCUGCGUGCCUUAUUGUGGCAAAGAAGAGCAUUGCAUUUCCCCAGGUUUGGAAAGGAUCUGGAUCAAGGAAAUGGGUGCACGGAAAUAGCAAUGGGUUCUUCCUGCAAUUAGAGACUUCCACAUUUCGGCGGUUGUGGUUUGUCCCGAGCACAGUCGAGAAUGGCCGUAACACUUGCAGAAAUUUGGAGCCGCUGGAUGUCGACUCACACGCUGUUCUGCCUCCAUUGUUCAGAUAGUAGAACAUGAUCCUGAUGGGAUUAGUCUGUUUUUAUACAGCUUGUCUCAGAUACUUUUAAAAUGCUCUACAACUGCCAUCUGGGCAAUCAGAUCGAGGACACCCACUUGUACGGCACAUGUGCUCUUAAAUUUGGUUAGGUUUGUACCGGAUAACAUAGCAGUUUUUUUCUUUUCUUUUUGUAUCAGAAAAUUGAAUAAAAUAUUAUAUUUUUAUUUUUUACUAGAA